UAAAAUAAUAGAGAGAAAGAUACACCGAGUGAGUGCAAAGUAUUGACUAUGUUCCAUCCAAACCCAUAAAGCCAGCCAUGGCCAUCACUCACAACAAUCCCACCGCCACUCUCCAUCGCCGUUUCACCUUCAAUGCCGUCGCCACCGCAGUCCUUUCCUCUCCGCUGACCUCUUCCUUCCUCAAUGUCCCUCUCUCCUCACCAUUCCGCCGCUUCCUCCUCCUCCUCCGGCGCCGGACACCACAUUCCCGCCGACUUCCUCUGUUCGGCCGCAGCCGACUUCCCGAUCUCCGAUGACUCCGCCAUUUUCAGUCUUCUUCAGUCCGAGCUCGACCACAUGCCCCGCCGCGACUACGUCCGCCGGUGCCGUGACCAGUCGAUCGACGUCACCGCCCGCCAAGAUUCCAUCAACUGGAUCUUAAAGGUUCAUGCGCACUACAAUUUCAAACCGGUCACUGCGAUUCUCUCCGUUAAUUACUUCGAUCGCUUCCUCUCCUCUAAUUUCCUUCCACGGCGGAAUGGAUGGGCGUUUCAGCUUCUAUCGGUGGCGUGUUUGUCUAUAGCGGCGAAAAUGGAGGAGCCUGAGGUUCCAUUGCUUUUGGACCUUCAAAUCUUUGAGCCUAAAUACGUCUUCGAGCCCAGAACGGUCCAGAGAAUGGAGCUUUGGGUUAUGUCUAUUCUCAAUUGGAGAUUACGCGCCGUCACGCCUUUCGAUUUUCUCCACCACUUCAUCUCCGAUCUUCCUUCUUCUUCCGCCGCAGAUGGCGGUCAUGGCGACGGUGACGAUUCUCAUCGCCUCUUCUCAACUUCUUCCGAUCUCAUUCUCAGCACUACACGCGUGAUCGAUUUCUUGGGGUUUCCGCCGUCCACCAUUGCCGCCGCCGCCGUUCUCUGCGCCGCUGGUGAACUGUUGGAUUCUCCGGCAGGUUGUAGCCAUCUCCUUGCGGCGAACAGAGUGGAAAUGGUAAGAAGCUGUCACCAACUAAUGGAGGAGUACGUGAUUGACACGUGUCCAGCAGAGCUCCGAAAACAGCGGAACGGAGGAGCCGAUCAGCCGGCGCCACCGAGUCCAGUCGGCGUCCUCGAUGCGGCUGCAUGCGGUAGCUGUGACACACGCUUGGACAAUCCCGGCUCCACCAGCCACGAAGCCCCAGUCGAGCCGCCGACAAAGAGGCUACGCUCCUCUGCGCCGGAUGUACAGGAGCAGUAGAUAAGACCUACUUCGUGUCAUUUUGUUAUAUGGGGAGAGAUAGAGAGAGAAAGAUAAUUUUUUUUUUUUUAAUCUUUUCAAAAUCAGUGGUCUUUCCCCCUCUCUCUCUCUCUCUUUCUUCGGUCGCCAUUCUCUUGGUCGUUGACCAUUAAAAUUGAACGGUUGAGAUUGCAUGGAGGAUGAUCCAAAAAAAAAAGAAAGAGAGGAAUUUUUUUUUACUUAUUUGUCCCCAAAAAAAGCUUAUAAAAAUACCAUAUUUGUGAUUUUUGGGUUUUCGGGGGGUAAAAUGGGGAAAUAAAGAGGUAUAAAUCAUGAUGGGAAAAGUCUUAAAAGUCAAUAAUUUAUCAAUCAUUCGAUCUGCGAUUUUAUCAUCCCCAUGCAUGAAGAACCAUUGGAUUAGAUUAUGAUGAGUAGCCUUUGGGA
Molecule: messenger RNA, 1632 nt
Organism: Benincasa hispida (wax gourd)
Lineage: Eukaryota; Viridiplantae; Streptophyta; Magnoliopsida; Cucurbitales; Cucurbitaceae
Product: cyclin-D2-1-like
Source: RefSeq, a predicted model, not a curated record